Messenger RNA from Heteronotia binoei (common prickly gecko), 2595 nucleotides. RefSeq names its product RAS guanyl releasing protein 2 (gene RASGRP2). The coding region runs from base 393 to 2201 and encodes 602 amino acids. Gene Ontology annotation, molecular function: calcium ion binding; guanyl-nucleotide exchange factor activity. Gene Ontology annotation, cellular component: plasma membrane. Gene Ontology annotation, biological process: positive regulation of GTPase activity; Ras protein signal transduction. NCBI's taxonomy places the organism in Eukaryota, Metazoa, Chordata, Lepidosauria, Squamata, Gekkonidae. The record is from RefSeq and is a predicted model, not a curated record. The transcript has 17 exons.
CUCGCCCGGAGUGCGGCGUGGUCUGGGUGACGGACUCGAGGCCACAGCGAGGGGCGUCCGAUGCGGGAGCCACUGGCGGGGGACGCGGUGGCCGAGUAGCGCGGAGGGAGGCUGCCUCUCCGCCCCGCCCGGUCCUUCCCUCCGUCCCUCCCUCCGGUGGGGAGACAAGGCUGCGUCGCGCACGCCGAGGCACAGCCAAAGCCGGGCGGAGGAGCAGCCGUCGAAGCGCGCCCAGAUUGCUGGCUGGAGCGGCCACGGGGAGCGGGGACUUCGAGGCGCGGCAACUGGGUGCCGAUCUUGACCCCCCGCAAGGUGCACUCUCAGGGAUACUUUCCCACCGACACUGGUGACAGUGCUGUGCCCAGCUUGGGUGGCAGGACUGAGGAGCUGAAAUGUCUGGGACUCUGGACCUGGAAAAGGGGUGCACAGUGGAUGAACUUUUACAUGGCUGCAUUGAGGCUUUUGAUGAUGAGGGCAAAGUUCGAGACCCGCAACUGGUCCGCAUGUUUCUCAUGAUGCACCCGUGGUACAUCCCUUCCUCAGAGCUGGCUGCCAAGUUGCUGAAGAUUUACCAGGAAUCACGCGGGCCAGAAAACAAUUCCCUGCAGGUGAAAACUUGUCAUCUGGUCAGAUACUGGAUCUCAGCAUUUCCAGCAGAAUUCGAUUUGAACCCAGAACUGGCAGAUCAGAUCAAGGAGCUGAAGGAACUUCUAGGGCGGGAAGGGAAUCAAUGUCACAGCAAUCUCAUUGACAUAGAGAGCGUCCCUACUUACAAGUGGAAGCGGCAAGUCACUCAACGCCAGCCAGUGGCCCAGAAAAAACGCAAAACGUCACUCCUUUUUGACCACUUGGAAUCGGGGGAGCUGGCGGAGCAUCUCACUCACCUGGAAUACCGCUCCUUCAGCAAGAUAUUGUUUCAGGACUACCACAGUUUUGUCAUGCAUGGCUGCACGGUGGAUAACCCCAUCCUGGAACGAUUCAUCACCCUCUUCAACAGCGUCUCCCAGUGGGUGCAGCUGAUGGUUCUCAGCAAGCCCACGGCUCAGCAGCGAGCUCAGGUCAUCACCCGCUUUGUCAUGGUGGCUCAGAGGCUGCUACAGCUGCAGAAUUUCAACACCUUGAUGGCAGUGGUGGGUGGCCUGAGUCACAGCUCCAUUUCCCGGCUCAAGGAGACACACAGUUUUGUGAGCCCAGAGACCACUAAGGUAUGGGAAUCCCUCACUGAAUUGCUGACGUCGGUGGGAAACUACAGCCGUUAUCGGCGGUGCUUUGCAGAGUGUGUGGGCUUCAAGUUCCCCAUCCUGGGGGUCCACCUUAAGGACCUGGUGGCUGUUCACGUGGCGCUCCCUGACUGGCUGGAUCGUGCCCACACCUGCCUCAAUGGAAACAAGAUGCAGCAGCUGUUCAGUAUCCUGAGUGACUUGGCCAUGGUGCAAAGCAUCCGGCCCCCUUUUGAGGCUAACACUGACCUCCUCAAUUUGCUUAUGGUCUCUCUAGAUCAGUACCAGACAGAAGAGGAGAUCUACCAGCUCUCUCUGCAGCGGGAGCCCCGGAACAAAUCCACACCUUCCAGCCCUACGUCCUCCACCCCUCCACCCCAGCCUGUUGUCAUUGAGGAGUGGGCAUCGGUGCCCAAACCCAAGCCGGACCAGGCCAUCGUGCGCAAGCACAUCGAGAAGAUGGUGGAGUCUGUCUUCCGGAACUUUGAUGUGGAUGGAGACGGUCACAUUUCACAGGAAGAAUUUAAGAUCAUCAGGAAUAAUUUUCCAUACCUCUGCAAGUUUGGAGAUCUAGAUGAGAAUCAGGAUGGCUGCAUCAGUCGGGAAGAGAUGAUCUCCUACUUCAUGAAAUCCAGCAUGGAGCUGAACGGCAAAAUGGGCUUCAUCCACAGCUUCCAUGAGACCACAUUCCUGCGGCCCAUUGCUUGCCGCCAGUGCAAGGGCCUGAUUCUUGGACUCUACAAGAAGGGGCUCAAAUGUCGAGCUUGUGGUGUGAGCUGCCACAAACAGUGCCGGGAUCUCCUCUCCGUGGAGUGUCGCAAACGCACCAAGAGCGUCAGCCUAGAUGGGCCGGCAACUUUGCCAGCACGGUCCUUCAGCUUCUCCCUCCCACGUCCUGGGCGGUCUUCCCUGCGGCAACCAGAAAUCCAGGAGGAAGAAGUGCAGGCGGUAGAGGAUGGCGUCUUUGAUGUCCACCUAUGAGGCUGAUGCUGGAGGGUUUGCUUGAAACGAAGGAUCUUCUCUUUCUUUUCUGUCCGCUCCACCAUCGCUCCAGGAAGUCCUCUGCCUUGUUCUAAGGGCUGCCCCCAACUGAAGUGGGAUGUGUAUAUUAAGGGGGUGAUGUGGAGCAGAUACCCAGAGGAGCUGCACUUUAGAGCAGCUGGACUAGGAAACUGUCUUCCUCAAAUCUAGUUCAGAAUAUCCUUCUCCCCUCCACGUUUUUAAAGGGUUGAGGCCAGAGUUUCCAUGACUGAGAGAAAGCAUUAGGGUUCUGCCAAGCAACACAGACCUGCCCAAACCGUGUGUAUAUUUGUUUCAAGAACUGGAUUCCAAGAUGUAAUAAUGAUUACAAUAAAUUUGACAUUUCCUGUCUGCC